This is a messenger RNA of Rubroshorea leprosula, 1800 nucleotides long. NCBI's taxonomy places the organism in Eukaryota, Viridiplantae, Streptophyta, Magnoliopsida, Malvales, Dipterocarpaceae. The record is from the annotation of a GenBank genome assembly.
GAAGAAUCUAAGGAUCUCAACACUCUCAAGCUUGAAGAUCUCAUUGGUAAAUUGAUGACAUAUGAGAUAGAAGUGCAAGGUGAUGGUGGAGUUGAAAUAGUUGAGAAGAAGAAGAAGGAUGUUGCAUUCAAAGUUAGCAACCAAAAGGAGCAGAGUGAAGAUGAUGCUAGUGAUGGUGAAAACUUCUCCUCCUUAAUCUCUAGAGAAGUGAGGAGAUUUAUGAAGAAGAACAUCAAGAGCAAGCUUGCAAGAAGAGAUGAAGAAGAAUCUACCAAAAAGAGUGUGAAAUGCCCAUGGAGUUCUCUUUUAACUUAUAGACAUGAUGCUGUUUUGCCCAUGGAGUUGUCUACUAGAUCAUUGCGUAUAGCAAUUCAACAUGGUCUCACUUCUGGAGAAUAUAAUGAAGGAAUGAUUCUAGAGUUAGAAGACCUUGAAGCCUUGUUCAUGCUUCAUCUUCCUCUCGCAUGGAAAUCUGCUUUCACCAAACUGAAAACUGUAAAAUCUAACCCAUUUUCUUCAUCUUUCACGAUUUACUGCCGAUCUACUUUGCUCAUGUCUGGCGAUUCCACCAAAGAACCUUCUCCUGCAAAAGCUGCUUCCAUGGCCGGCAACCAAGAAGGACAACCCAUUCCCACCGAAUCUGUUCCUUCCAUGGCUGGCGUUAAAUCAAGCCUGCGCCUUGCUGCACCCGAGCCUGCGCCUUGCUGCACCCGCGCCUGCGCCUUGCUGAGCCCGCGCCCUGCUGCACCCGAGCCUGUGCCUUGCUGCACUCGAGCCUGCACCCUGCUGCACUACACCCUACCCCCUGCUGCAGAUACCCUACUGCUUGCCUGCACCGAGCUUGCACUCUGCCCCAGCCUGCACUCUGCUGCGCCCGGCCUUACUUCCUGCACUAGCUUUGCUCUGCACCAGCUCUUGCGCUCUGCACCAGAUCCCCUGCGCCCUGCGCUUGCACUUUCCCCUUUGCGCCGCUGCGCCCCUGCUGCACCGAGCCUGCACCCUGAUCACACCCAGAUUCCCUUGCUCUGCGCCCCCUGCUGCGUUGACCCUGCUGCUGCGCCUUUGUCCCUGCAGCCAACCAAUCAUGAGACAAACCUGCAGGAUGACAUCACGCUCCAGAUUUCUUGGCUGUUCUGCAGGGCCAGUUUUGGCCUCAUCCGAUCAACGGUGGAAGGAAAAAGAAGAAAAAUUGAAGGGUUUGGAUGAGGAGAGAAGAAGGGAGAUAGGGUUUUUUUUGAUUGGGUAUAAAUAGGAAGAACCGGUAAAUUGAAAACGGGGGUCUUUGGUUGAUGGUGAAGUUUGGAGUUUGCUUUGGGUUGAUUUUGGAGUCCGGUUUUGGGGAUUUUGGCUGGUUGAUUUUCGGGUUCCUUUUGGGAGCUGGGGGUUCUUUGGUCUCUUUUCUUUUUGGUGUUGGCGACAGUGGUAGAAACGGGUGUUUGUUGGAAGCAUUGAAGGGGUGAUCGACCGGAGAUAGCUUAGCCGAAGAAAGUUCAUAUUUUUCUGGAUUUCUGCCUUAGGUAAGCGUCUGGAACUGGGAGAUUUCAGGAGGGGUGGUGAAGGUGAUGGACGGAGCUUGAUACCGUGGGUGGGAUUCCUCCGUUUGGCGCCAGAUCUACCGCUUUCCUGGAAUUUCCACUUUAGAUUUUUACUAUUGUUGAUGUCUUGUAUUAUUUUAGUGAUGAGUACUAAAAUCUACCCGUAAAAUGUUGAGAAAUGAAUGAUAGAUUUGUUAUCAUGCAAGGGAUAUUUACUGGAUUUGAAUUUGAAUGUAUGUUUCUACAGAAAAAUUAUUUAAAUUAG